Molecule: messenger RNA, 669 nt
Organism: Didymodactylos carnosus
Lineage: Eukaryota; Metazoa; Rotifera; Eurotatoria; Philodinida; Philodinidae
Source: the annotation of a GenBank genome assembly
AUGUCAAGCGGAGAUAUUGAUCUUGAAGCUGUAUUAAAUGUUCGCCGUCGUACUCUAUCUGGUGUUACUGAACCAAUUUUCAUUCAACAUCGUAACACGGAUGCAAUCUAUAUUAAACGAAUCGACGAUGAUCCAAAUAUUCUUAGUAUAAAAUCGCGUAUUAUACUAUUUGGGGAAUUAAAUAUUUUACGCACAAUGUUUGAACGCUAUACAUCCUUGAUUCGUAUUACUGACGAACAUCGACGAAAUUCAUCUGCGGCUAGUGGAUUUGCCGCAACUCAAGAAGUUGAUGAAGAAGAAGAGAAUGAAGAUCAAUCGUCACCAAAUCUCCAACCGAUUAUUUCAACAUUGAAAGAAACAUACAUUAGAAAAGAAUCACUACCAAUGUAUUCACCAUCACCUCCAACAAGUACAGGUUUAUAUGAACGUUUUCCAUCCGCCGAUUAUGUUGAUCAAUUGCAAGGAAAACGUUAUGGAAACAUCGAAUUGCCAACAAUGCAGCUUAUGGAAAUAUUGGAAAUUUUAUUAAAAAAUCGGUUUGAAAUUACAUACGUAUCAAGCGAUUAUUAUGAGAAUGUCUUACAUCAAAAUAUUGUGUUUUCAAAAAGUCGUGAAACAUUUCUGAGAGGAUCACAAUGGUUACACCGAACAACUUCAUCACAGUCAUAA